UCGGUUAACGAGGACAACAACCCCCCUUCAAAAUCAUUGCAUUAAGCAUUAACAUAGGAUUCUUCGGAAUUUAAUCAGAAAUUCUGCAGAACUUCUCCUUGUUUUUCGCCUUAGAUCUCUCACUCUCGCUCAUAUCCACACAACUCAUGUAAAAUCUCUCCCUCUUUUGUUUUAAAAAAGGGUUUUCAAUGUAAAUGUGUUGGUGUGUGUGUGUGUGUGUCUUAAAAAGGAUUUUUUUCGAAGAAAACCCUUUUUCUUGGUAAAGCCUACGUUGUCUGUAGCUCCAAUACCUUCGCAUUGCAUGUGUAUGUCUUCUGAUUUAUGUCUUUUUGUGGUUAAUGCCGAUUUAACUGAGGUGAAUAUUGGAAUUUUGUGGCACUAGAGGUUAGAAUCGACAAAUGUAGAAGCCAUUUGUCGAGAUUAUCUCCUUUUUUUUUUGGCCUAAAACAGAGUAAGGAGAAGCCUGUGCAUGUUCCUUUAACAUACAUCUGCUCUUGUUUGAAAUUUUGAGACAAAAUUUUCUUAGGGCUUUUGCACAUUAAUUCACACAAAAUAAUGAAAAUUCGACGAUGUUAAAGAAUUUUUUUAGGUCUUGUUGAGGAAUGAUAUUCAUUUCUGUUCUUUGUUUCCUUCUAAAUCAUGCAUAUGAACUGGAAAUUCCACAUUAAAUGUUUUCUGUUUUGGUAUAUCUUAUGCUAUCUAGUGUUUGGAAGUUAAUUACAUUGAAGAAUUAGUUUGCAUGUUUAAAACAACCACAGAUUUAAGGUUUGCGUAUUUGAAAGUCAAUAUUGCACCCUAGAGAAUGCAGUUGAAUUUGCCCUGAUUUCUAUAUGGAAAUGCCAAUGUAGCGCGUAGAAAAACCUUUUGAUAGAACACCAAAAGUUUCAAUGUCAUCUGAUAGAUGGAUUGUGCAAGAUGUUGUUGUUGUUUUAGUGCGGAUGUACAUGAUGAUACUUAAGUAGACCGUUGUAUACGUAAUGCCCCUUUGAAAUGUUCGACAUAUACCAUAUGCGUGAGUACUAUGGGAUCUUCAAGCAGCUUGUGUUAGCUAGAUUUGGAAGUUGCUAUGCAGCCUCGUAUUGCUACUCAACUCUGCCCCCGUGAAUUAGUUCACCAUUUUGUUCAUUAUGUCAACUGCCCGACAGAUGGAUUUGUAUAAGAUGUUUUGUUUUAGUAUGAUUGUACACGAUGAUACUUAAGUAGACCGUUAUAUACACAGUGCCCUUUGUCACGUUCGAGAUAUAUCAUACUAUGUGUGAGAACUAUGGGCUCUUCGAGCAGUUUGAGCUAGCCAAUUUUGGAAGUUGCUUCAUAUUGCUGCUCAACCCUACUCCCAUGAAUUUGGUCGCCAUUUUGUUCAUUAUUACAUCAUAUCUAAAUAAGAAUUCGAGUUUAUUCAUUUCCAGCUGAUAAAGAUGCAUUUACUUCUCUGCCAUUUCAUCAGCGCCUCUAAUUGUUUUUUUGGUUCUUUUUGCAUAUCUUGGUUGCUCAUUUAUUAUGGAGUUUCAGGAUGUUCUGUGUUGACGAGUUCCUAGUUCUUGCUUCUUCUUAGCCAGUUAAGUGGGUAAGGGAUUUGAUCAAUCGUUGAAUUCAGGAACUUAGAUAAUGAAGGCAACUCUGCAGCCACAGUCUUUGGAAGUUACUAUCAAAGCUGAAAGGGACAAAAAUGUCAGUGAAUCUUCAACUACCGUUGAUCACGUGAAUAAUGCUGAAGGAGAACGCAAUGCAUCAAAUCCUUCCGUUCCCCCGGGGACCCUGACUACAUUUCCUGAUGAUAUUGUGGACUUGUGUUCUGAUGAAGAUGUUGAAAAUCACGACACAGACAAUGAAGGAAAUAAAACAUCUGAAAAUUCUCAAUAUCAGUUGGUGCUAUAUGUUCCAGCCGUCAAUGAUGCCAGUAAUGGCAAAGAUGGGCCAGGUGGUCCGGGUCCCAUUAGUUGUCCGUCUCCUCCAAAGAAACCAUACCCAUUUUCUGACCGGACCCCGAGGGUUUUGCCAUCGGUAGGGCUCUUCGCUGUUCAGUGUGCCAGCUGUUUCAAAUGGAGGCUCGUUCCAACAAAAGAAAAGUACGAGGAAAUACGGGAGCAUCUUUCAGCGCGCCCCUUCUUCUGUGACACAGCUCGUGAAUGGCGUCCAGACGUCUCGUGUGAUGAUCAUCCGGAUAUAACACAAGAUGGCAGUAGAAUAUGGGCAAUCGACAAGCCUAACAUUCCUCAACCCCCUACUGGUUGGAAAAGGCUUUUGCGAAUCAGAGGUGAAGGAAGUGUCAGGUACUAUGUUGCACCUUCGGGUAAGAGUUUACGUUCAAUGUUAGAUAUUCAAAGGUACCUAGAUAAACAUCCAGAGUACAUGACCGAAGAGGUCAGCCUAUCGAGGUUUUCCUUCCAAAUCCCAAAACCAUUACAAAAAAACUAUGUGAGGAAGCGACCUGUCCGUCCUGCUUUUCAUAACGAUGCGGGUGAUCCUGGAACACAACAAUAUCUUCCACCAUCAGAAGGUGUUCGUCAACCUGCACGCAUAACUUGGGUGAGUACGGAUGGGGACACGGACUUACAGCCGAGCAGUCCAGCACUUGCUUACAAUCACCAUUUGGAGGCACCGGCUUCAAAUCCCGAAAGCAGUCGACCUGCAAAGAGGCCGAGAAUACCAUCCCCAAGGAGGUAUGCUGAUGAUUUAGUACCUGGCCACAAUGAUGCCAGUGUGGAAGAGCCUCUUCACCUCUGAUUUCGUAGUUUUUUGAUGAUCGAAAACUAGCUGAUCCUGAUUUUUGCUAGCUCGUGGGUUUCGAUAUAUAGUCUAUUUUGAAUGCAUAUACAAGGUCUGAUCAAAGUGCAAGAAAAGCCUAGUUUUUGGUGUAGCUGCUAUUUUGAAUGCAUACACAAGGUCUGAUCAAAGUGCAAGAAAAGCUAUGUUUUGACUACUAUUUUGCACUUGAUGUUGUAGUCAACUUUCUUGUUGAGUAGAAUGCUGAAAUUGAAUAGAAUGUGAUAUUGGUAUCAAGUCUUUUGAAAA
Molecule: messenger RNA, 3012 nt
Organism: Salvia splendens (bonfire salvia)
Lineage: Eukaryota; Viridiplantae; Streptophyta; Magnoliopsida; Lamiales; Lamiaceae
Product: methyl-CpG-binding domain-containing protein 2
Exons: 4
Coding region: 1606-2724 (372 amino acids)
Molecular function (GO): zinc ion binding; DNA binding
Source: RefSeq, a predicted model, not a curated record